This is a messenger RNA of Phyllotreta striolata, 5989 nucleotides long. The record is from the annotation of a GenBank genome assembly. NCBI's taxonomy places the organism in Eukaryota, Metazoa, Arthropoda, Insecta, Coleoptera, Chrysomelidae.
AAUUUUUUUAAAUGAAAAAUCAUCGAAUGCCAAAAAUUGUAAUAUAUUUUAACUGUUAAGUUGCGAUCGAUUGUCAUUCUCUUAUUAUCACCGAUGUAGUCGAGCGAAUUUUCUAAGUAGGAUACGAGAUAAGAGUGUACCUAAUAAAAAUGAACUUUAGGCUUUCAAUAACUUUAAGUAUGGAAUGAUAGAAGAAAACCAAAUGGGUUCUCAAAUACUGGAAAUCAUUCGGCAAGGAAUAUGGGCAUCUUUUACCGGCGGCUGGUUUUAUGACCCACGUCAGGAUGUUUUUUGUAAUACAUUUCAUUUAUACAUUUGGCUCUACCUUUUAAGCGUUCCUUUCUGUAUUUAUGUGUAUUUUCCAUCAUCGUUAAUAUUCUGGUAUUUUUAUUGCGGAUCUGUAACAAUAGUCCUUGCUGUUUUGAAACUGGUUAACUUCGGACUUCAUCGCAUGUAUGAUACCAAAGAGUGUAUACAAGAAGAAGUGCAAGUCUUGAAAAAAGAGGACGAAGGAAUAGAAUUACAAAUUUUAUCUAGCAAACUAACAGAUAAAGGAGCCACGUCUGUAAAUCAUAAUGAAAGCGAAUUCCCACAUUUUCGUAGCAUCGACGAAAGCAUUGAAUGUAUAUGCCAUCAAAAAAUAUACGAGGAACGAACCCAAAAACUCAACGGCAAAGGAAACGAACGACCCGCUAGUACCAUCGAUUUUACAGCUGAGGUGCACCGCAAGAAUUCAUCGGAAAGCGACGCCACUCCGAAUUUAUUGAGUAUAGAAUCCGACAAUGAUUCCAACAUCGUUCACUUGUAUGAAUGCGGAUGGAGCCAUUCGAAUUUUACUAAUUUAAAUUAUUUACCAACGACUGCACAUAUUGAUAUUAAACCGACAGGUAGUCAUAAUCACCUAACCUACGCUAAAUCCAAACCGAACAAAAUGAAGAGUGUGCCUUAUUCACUGAAUUUAUCAAAAUACCACCAGACAACUAAACCUUCCACGAGUAGAAUAGUAGAUAUGUCUAGUCAAUUUCACCCGAAUAUAAGGGAGCUAGAUAGUUUAAGAGAUAGUACAAAUUCCGAAGGGAAAUUGUUGGGCGACAUCGACAAUUCGAAUUCCAGUUCGACGUUCGAUGUACAAGAAGCAGCGAUGGCUAACAACACGAGCGACAAAAAUCUUUCUUUCAGCAAUUCCAGCAUCGAAAUCGACGAAAAAGUCGAAACUUCUUUGCGGAGAAGACAGCCGUCUGGAUCCCGAAGGGGCCACGUUAAAGAAAAAGACACCGUAAAGCACAAUAGAAGGAAACGAAUCGCGUACAGCAGGAGGAAUCGAACGAAACCGAAAAGCAACCUGCAAAAUCGACGCCAAGAAAAAUUUUCCAGUUUGCUCGAAUUAGAUUUGGAUUGGCUAUUCGAAGACAACCAAUCUCUUCAAAACAAAGAUUCAUUAAAACGAGACACCGAAUGGUCCAGCACCAUAGCAGUACCAUUGGAACGCGACAUAGAGGAUCAGGUUGAAGAUCCGGGGCCUUCCACUUCCAGCCUGGGCGCCAUACCUAAAAGGAUGCCGUCGAAGAAUAGGGAGCGCUCCACGUCCGCCCCGAGGAAGUUCCCCAAAAGCGAGUCGAAGAAAUGCCGGACGUGCGGCUGCAAACCGAAUCCCAUUCUGGGAACCGAGAAAACCAACGCGCCCCUAACGGAGAACAAGCUCACCCAAACGCAAUUGCAACGUUGCACGAACGACGCUUCUAUCGAUGUGUCAGACUACACAGCGGUGUCUCAUUAUCAUUCGGACGAUAAAAUCGAUUGUGACUACAGCAAAUCGAACGUACAAUUGAAAAACGAGGACGGUUCGUCUAAUGGAUCCAAUAACGAAUUAAGUACUCUCUUACCUCCUGUGCCAUUGUUGUCUGUAUUCCUUCAACCGAGAUCGGAGAAUAUUUAUUGCGGUUGCAAUUCUAGUCAAAUUAGAAGGAAGAGGAUAAAUAAUAACGUAGAGAGAAGGAGAUCAAUGCAGGGUAGCAAGGAAAAUAUAUCCAAAUCGAUGUUUCCUAUGAGCGGUUCACACAAUACGAAAAGUAAUUGUCUCUUUUGCCAAUUAAAAGGCUACGAUGAGCACGAUCGUUUCUACAUAUUACCGAGCGAUAUUAUAGCAGGAGGUGGUGGUCAAAAUUCGCAGAACAACGGAAGUGGAACCAGCUGUUUAAAUCAGCCCGUUCAUCUCCUUCGACAGUCUUCUCUUCGUCUUCCAAGUCAACAACGGUCUAUCGAUAUAUGGAACAGUACUGAAUCGGUCAGCAACAGUUCGGCGUCGCUGCAGAAAUCCAAUCGACCCGCCGGUGGCUCGGAGGUCAUCAGGCAGGAGUUGGAGAUCGAUAGACUGUUGGUGGACGUGCAUAACGAAUCUAAAUUCAAGUGUCUUACGUCAGAUCCCGUUGACAAUAAUUACAAACGAACAAAAACUUACUACGUCUUUCGAAUGUGGCCUUGGUCGUACAUCAAAGUCAGCACGGACAGGUUGAAGCUGUUGGCUUUGCUGGAUAGGAAUCUAUCGUUGAUCGAGACGUUGUUGUCAAUAAUAAUAGGAAGUACGGUGGGGAUACUCGGCGCUAUACUGUUGUUUAGGGGAUACUACAAAGAUAUGUCGGCUUUCGUACUUUGCCUCGUAAUCGCCAGUUGCCAAUAUUCGUUGAUUAAAAGUGUUCAGCCCGACGCCGCUUCGCCGACGCACGGUUUUAACAGGAUUAUUACGUACUCCAGACCUUUGUACUUUUGUCUUUUUUCCAUUUUAGCCUUAAUUAUAGAUUCGCUCGUACUGCAAGACACGAGACUAGUUCGAAAUACCGGCGUCGCGCUGAUCGGUCAACGCCUUCUACUGUUGUUCAAUGAACUUUUAAUCAAUUUCAUUUUGAUAUUCCCGCUGCUAUUUUCGCUGGGGCUCUUUCCGCAAAUCAACACGUUUCUGAUGUACCUCCUCGAGCAGAUAGACAUGCACGUGUUCGGCGGUAACGCCGUGUCGAGUUUAUCGGCCGCUUUGUACUGCUUCAUUCGAUCGUGUUUGGCUACGCUAGUGCUCGGCGGAUUGGCCUAUUUCGGUUUGAACGAGAGCAAAGGGGCGCAGCACGUGCUGUUUUCCGCGUUCUGCGCGUUUCUGAUAUCCAUCUCGUACCACCUCAGUCGCAGUUCGAGCGAUCCCGCGCACAUAUGGAAGAUGUUCAAGGGGUACUUUUGGCCGUCGGACGAUUACCGGGAAGAGUUGGAUAAGAUUCAAAGCAGCCCGUUGAACAAAGAGCGCGAAGAACGUGGCGAUGUUGAGGUGAAAUCGAGACAGGAGAGCGGCAAAACUAAAGAAUGCAAAAUUAAGACUGAUAAAACUGCGUAUAGUGAUGUAGAAAACGAUACUUUCGAUUAUUUGCCAGCGAAACUUCAAAAACUUAAUAAUGCUCGACUCAAGCACGAUAUUAUCGUGUGCAGUUUAAUUGGGGUGUUUGUUUUUUCGAUUCACACGAGUACCGUGUUCACGGUACUGCAACCGGAAUUAAGUCCAGUCUUGUGGUCAGUAAGUGCUACAUUAGGAUUUCUACUGCACUACAUUAUUCCUCAGUUAAGGAAGCAUUUGCCUUGGCUGUGCAUAGCCCGGCCUAUUCUAAGGUCUUUGGAAUACGAACAAUAUCAAGUAAAAGGCCCUUCUAAGAUUAUGUGGUUUGAAAAAGUAUACAUUUACUUUUCCUUUUUGGAAAGAAACAUAUUUUAUCCGCUUUUGUUUCUUUCCGUAUUGACUGAAGAUGCUCCCCGCAUCGUUACUAAAUACGGAACUUUAAAAGGCUCCUUCGUCAUUGUGAUAUGCGGAAUAAAGUGCCUAAGAAGCAGUUACUCAAACCAAAGUUCGCAAUAUUUAAUUCUCGUUUUUACGGCGUUAUGUUACAAAUUCGAUCUUAGGGAGUUCGACGAGUCCUUUUUGGUUAUACAGUUUUUCGUCAUUACCAUUUUCAGUAAGAUGCACGAAUUGUUGUUAAAGAUUCACUUCGUCGUCACCUACAUAGCACCGUGGCAGAUCACCUGGGGCUCGGCGUUCCACGCCUUCGCCCAACCGCUGUCCGUGCCCCAUUCGGCCGUGCUCUUCCUGCAAGUGAUGGUGGCCGCCUGCCUUUCGAUGCCGCUCAACCCGUUCCUCGGCAGCGUCAUCUUCAUCAUGUCGUACGCCAGGCCGGUGAAGUUCUGGGAGAGGGACUACAACACGCGGCGCGUCGACCACUCGAACACGCCGCUGUCGUCGCACCUCGACCGCAACCUCGGCGCCGACGACAACAACCUCAACUCGCUGUUCUACGAGCACCUCACCAGAUCGUUGCAGCACUCGCUCUGCGGCGAUCUGAAGAUGGGCCGAUGGGGCGAGGUGAACCAGGGCGAUUGCUUCGUCUUGGCUUCGGAUUAUUUGAACUGUCUCGUGCACAUCAUCGAGAUGGGCAACGACGUGAUGACGUUCCAGAUGCGGGGGCUCGAGUUCCGGGGGACCUACUGCCAGCAGAGGGAGGUCGAGGCGAUCACCGAAGGGGUGGAGGAGAACGAUGGCUGUUGUUGUUGCGAUACCGGACAUUUGCCGAAUAUAUUGAGUAUAAACGCAGCUUUUAACCAAAGAUGGUUGGCGUGGGAAGUGCUCGCGUCGAAGUACGUUUUGGAGGGUUACAGCAUCUCGGACAACAGCGCUUCCUCUAUAUUGCAAGUUUUCGAAUUUCGCAAAGCCCUCGUUUCCUAUUACGUUAAGAGCAUAAUAUUUUAUUUGAUCCGUUCGCCGAAACUGUCCGAGUGGCUGACGAAUCCGACCAUCUCGAAGGCUCUAUCUCCGAUGGAACUGGCGAAUUUCGUCGAUUUGGAUCCGAUUUUCAAUUAUAACAUCGACGAGGACUUCGACAUGUCCAAUUGCGGCAUUACGCUGCACAGUUUCCUGAACACUCACGGCGAUUGGAUAAAAUACUGCGUCGAGAGGCACGAGCAGUGCAUCGAGGCCCACUUGAACGGUUCGCUGACUCUACUAUGUUUCGCGCUUAGCUUAUUAGGCCGAAGAACUCUAGGUACCGCUUCCCACAACACGGCGUCGGGCGUGGAGUUUUUUCUCAACGGCCUGCACGCUCUCUUCAAAGGAGAUUUUCGCAUAUCGUGCGCCAGGGACGAGUGGAUCUUCACCGACGUGGAUCUGUUGAAAUCCGUCGUCGCUCCCGGCAUUAAAAUGUCGCUGAAGCUGCACCAAGACCACUUCAUGUCGCCCGAAGAAUACAAAGAGCACGCGGCGCUGUACGAGGCCAUAUGCAAGCACCAGGAGGAGCUGGUGAUAUCGCACGAGGGCGAUCCCGUGUGGAGGCAGGGCGUUCUGAGCGGGGCGCCCAGCUUGUUGACCUUACGGCACGUUCUGGACGAAGGCAGCGACGAGUACAAAAUCAUAAUGCUGAACAAGCGGUACUUGAGCUUCCGGGUGAUCAAAUUGAACAAAGAGUGCGUGAGGGGAUUGUGGGCCGGCCAGCAGCAGGAAUUGGUGUAUUUCAGGAACAGGAAUCCGGAGAGGGGGAGCAUACAGAACGCCAAGCAGGCUCUCAGGAACAUCAUAAAUUCGUCCUGCGAUCAGCCGAUCGGUUAUCCGAUAUACGUGUCUCCGUUGACGACGAGUUUCGCGGAAACGAACGAACAGUAUUCGAGCAUUAUCGGAGGACUUAUCAGCCUGAAGAAGAUCAGGAAGGGGUUUUUGAAUACUUUUAGAAGGGUCAUGAGGAAGCCUAAGUAAACGUACGGAUGUGGUUCCUGCUAGUUGAUCUUCAUUCUCAUAAAUAUUUAUACAAUUUGGGCCGUGGUUAAAAUUAUGGUUGGUAUUGUUAUCGACGAAGAUGUUGGAUUAUGCAUUCGAAGAGAAAGUCGAGGGUUAUUUCCAAAUAAGAAUGUUGACAAGAAAAUGUUGGAAAUUUUGGAAAUUACCUACUGUAAUUUUCUGAAUAAAAAAUAGAAAAUA